Messenger RNA from Acanthaster planci (crown-of-thorns starfish), 2919 nucleotides. RefSeq names its product Kin17 DNA and RNA binding protein (gene kin). The record is from RefSeq and is a predicted model, not a curated record. Gene Ontology annotation, molecular function: double-stranded DNA binding. Gene Ontology annotation, cellular component: nucleus. NCBI's taxonomy places the organism in Eukaryota, Metazoa, Echinodermata, Asteroidea, Valvatida, Acanthasteridae. Gene Ontology annotation, biological process: DNA replication; DNA damage response.
CAAACAACAUGGUCGCUUGGUGGCGCUAUGCGUUUGUACUCGGCUACACGUAGCUUUACGUACAUCACAUACAUGUAAUGAUGCAUGUACAUCAGCUACUUUCAUGUAGGUACGUACAGGGAGCUUAGAUGGUUGAACCAACGUGAGACUUGCAGAAACCAGUGGAAACAAUGCCCAAACACGACUUCCUAUCUCCAAAGGCUAUUGGCAACAGGAUAAAAUCCAAGGGUCUGCAAAAGUUGCGAUGGUUUUGUCAGAUGUGUCAGAAACAAUGCCGAGACGAAAAUGGCUUCAAGUGUCACACCAUGUCUGAAUCCCACCAGAGACAGCUGCUCCUCUUUGCUGAAAAUGAGGAAAAAUUCUUGGACCAUUUUUCAGAGGAGUUUUUUGACACCUUCAUGGAAUUGCUGCGGCGGCGCUACAACACUCGACGCGUCCACUGCAAUGUCGUCUACAACGAGUACAUUCAGGACAAGCAGCACUGCCACAUGAACGCCACCAAGUGGGAAACGCUGACCGAGUUUGUCAAGUGGCUUGGCAGAGAAGGCUACUGCAAAGUGGACCAGACUGAGAAGGGCUGGUUCAUCGCGUACAUUGACCGCGACCCGGAGACCAUUGCCCGGCAGGAGAGGCUGGCCAAGAAGGAGAAGCUGGAACUGGACGAUGAGGAGCGAACCCAGAAGUACAUCCAGCGGCAGGUGGAGAAAGCCGCCGAGGGCAAAACAGUGCAGGACACUGGCCAGGAAUAUACAGAGCUGCAGCGUGACGAAGGCGAGAGUCUGGUCAGUUUCAACCUGGGCAAAAUGGCCACAGCAGCUUCCAAAACAGAACCGAGCAAUAGCACGAUGACAGCUUCCAGUCAGCUGAAAGCAAACAUUUCGAAAGAUGGCAAAACGCCGCCCAGUUGGUCUAACCCCUUGAAAGACUCGGCCCCAGGCAAAAAGAAAGACGGCAACAGCCAUGGCAAGGGGGAGAAGAGGAAAUCUGCUCUGGAUGAAAUCAUGGAGGAGGAGGAAAAGAAGAAGAAAGCCAAAGUAACUCACACCGAGAACUGGCUGACAGAGGGCAUUGUAGUCAAGAUCACGACAAAGAGACUGGGAGAGAGGUUCUAUAAGAAGAAAGGUGUGGUCCGGAUGGUUGAAGAUCUGUUCACGGCCGUUGUGAAAAUGAUGGACAGUGGGGCAAAAGUCAAAGUGGACCAGCUUCACGUGGAGACGGUUAUCCCCUCACCAGGGAGAAUGGUGUUGGUGGUGAAUGGCCCUCACAGGGAACAGCAGGCCUCUCUGGUUGCCCUCCAAGAAGAGACUUGCUCUGUUUCGAUCAAACUUCAUACGGGUCCUUUGGCAGGGAAGACCGUGAGUGGCAUUCCAUACGAGGAUGUGUCCAAGCUUGCCCCACAAGACACAUGACAGACAUGUGAUUCCUACAUGGAAACAAAUAACAUUUAGUAUUACACAAUGCCUGAAUAAGUUCCAGUCAUCUGAGUGGUGGGUCACAUGUUACUGAAUAAUUCAUGCCAACAUUGGGCCCAGCCACACUGCAGUAACCGAAGCUCCAUUCAACUGGCAAACGUCAGUUCCAUGACUAGGUCACAAGAAGCUUCCGAAUCCAUUGGUGGCGGAAUAUUUAAAGCAGGAGGGGAUUUUUUUAUGAAACUAGCAAUAAGUAUUUGGAAUGGAAAGAAUAAUUUCAUAAGAGUGUCAGGCGUUCCAUUCUCAUUUUGUGAAAUUAUUCAUUCCAUUGCACUCAAAUGUACUUGUGGUAUCUAUAAGGGUAAUUCCAGAAAUAAGAGGUCCAUUUUUUCCCGGCCCCGUCACAUCUAGCAUAUAAUUUUAUAAGUUCAGAACACAUUUUCUAAUUUCUAAGAGUGAUGAAUUGAUGCAAAUUACCUGCCAAACAAAUAGCAAUAGUUUGAAAUAGAUUUCUGGUGAUAUUCCCAUGUCAAAGAACAAAGGUCAGAUGUAACAGGGGCACACAAAUUUCACACUUUUGGACCCUUAAUUUCUGGAACUACCCAUUUGAGGAAGCCAGAACGAAAAGAAAUAACUCAGCUUAGAAACUGCAACUUUCUCUCUCAAUCUUUGCUGUGUACGCUACGAAUUGGGAACAGAUUGGGAAACUUCAUUAGGAGUGUUUUGAAAUCUUGCUGUCUAAACAUUUCUGCAUCAAGGGAUUGCUCUGUUAAGUCAUUCAUUUUAAUUCAAUGAAAUGUCCGAUUUCUGUGGUUGAUUAUAAAUUUCAAAACAAUGAAUUCUAGAUGUCAGAGUUACAAAUUAGUUCUUUGGCAAUCCACAUCCCAGCAUUAUCAGCUGCUGGAAACCAUGGAAUUUAAGAUUGCUUUUGGGGUAAAGUUUUGAAAUGUUUUUAUCAAAUGAGAUCUUUGAAGGGAAACAUAACCUGGUCAUUUCUACCUGGAUUUUUUUUUUUACUCUUUACAUUGAAAUAACUCAAGGUCUUGAUGGUCAUGUUUUCGUAAAAUGGAGCUCAAAGUUGAGUACUUGUGUUUUUGUUUGACAUGACAUUUGACUCCGAAAACAUUUUGAAUGUAUAUUUUGUGUUUGGCAACCGGUCAGUAGACAGGCCAAGUGGUUUUAAAAAAAAGUGGACAGAAAAUGAAAGACAACCAAAAAUAGGUUGACAUACUGAAUAUGUACGUGAUUGAAUAUUCAUUUAGUGUGUACAUGUGUAUGUAUACAUAUACUUGCAGGCACUUUUGAGAAGUUGGAACUGUCCCAGUGACCCUUAUUGUCACAGCCAUAAUUUGUCUUGGGAAAGACAGGUGACAGGCAAAGGAAGGAUUCAAUGUUUCACCCAGCUUCAUAAUAUGAAAAUAUGUAAUUAUUGCUAUUGUAAUGUAAGAUAGGAUUGUAAGAGGUCUGUACAUUAAACUUCCAGCUGUACAAACAGUGUUGCAUUGAG